This is a messenger RNA of Pseudophryne corroboree (corroboree frog), 2226 nucleotides long. RefSeq lists its product as uncharacterized. Bases 1 to 2226 code for a protein of 741 amino acids. Lineage: Eukaryota; Metazoa; Chordata; Amphibia; Anura; Myobatrachidae. The record is from RefSeq and is a predicted model, not a curated record. The transcript has 7 exons.
AUGGCGUUGGUGCGUGAGCUGAUGAAGCACCAUCGCCAAUUGUUUGGUCAGGAUGCUGGCAAGGUGUCCUCCCGCAGGAAGUCUGUCCUGUGGGGGCAAGUAAUAGUUGCCGUCAAUAGUGAGGGUGUGGUGAGGCGGACUGAGGACACGUGUCGCAAGAGGUUCUAUGACAUAAAGCGGCGUGUCAAGGCCAAGAUGGCCAAAGAGGCAAAAUCAGCCCGCAAAACCGGAGGUGGCCCCCCUUUCCGGGCAACCUAUCGGGAGUGGGAGGAGCCUGUGCGGGCACUGAUUCCUGCAGAAGUGGUGUCUGCAACUCAUGUCCGGGAUUCGGACCGACCCACGCAGGAUGUCCGACAGACCAGCCGGCCAGACAGGCCUCAGACAACUCAGGAUGAUGCUGGGAUUGCAGGUUCUGCUUCUGUAAGCCUACCUCCUCUAAGGCGCCCAUCACAGGGCUCGGGGCACUUACCCAGGAGGCCAAGUAAGACACGGCGUCUUGGCACGGAAUCUGCGGCUCCAUCUUCCCCACCCAGGCGGCGCAUUUCUGCAGUGUCACCCCAGCCACCACUGGCACUAUUGGCGAGUCCACAGAGUGAUGAGCCCCGAUCACCUCAGUUAUCUGAGCCAAGCUUGAUGGCCGACGUGGACCAGCAGGGACAAGACCAACAGGCAACCUUCACACUGCAACUAACACCUGUUGACCCGAGCCAGCCAAUACAGCUGCAGGAUAUCCCCCAAGCCUCCAUGAGUCCACAACUGGCACAAGCUCCACCCCAGCCACAAAUACCAGAUGACUUUUGGUCCAGUUGGACAAGCCAACAGGCCCAAAGCAAUGCCAGCCUGACCGCACAUACCCAACACCUUGCCAGUCUGCCCCAUCAUCUACCGCGCAUUAGUCGCAACUCGGGCAGACUGAUUGUCCAAGUAGGCCGAAUCGCAACAUCGAUGGAGCAAAUACGGGCAGACAACAACCAAAUGCUGGCUCAUUUAACGCGCAUCAUUGAUGAGCAACAGCGCCACCAACAAACACUCGUACAACUAAUACAGCACAACCAGGUUGUGAAUGAGUCUUUAUCCCGGAUUGUAGCCAGCCACACUGCAACCAACACACAACUGAAUGCAAGCAUAAAUAAUUUGAGCAACAACAUAACAUUGAUGGCAGCUCAACAAUUAAAUUUUGGUCUCAUCACUCCAAAUGACUUUGUUCCAGAAGUACCAUCUAAAUUACAAAAGAUAUUACCUAAAUCAAAAUUCGAGCCCCAGUCACAGAAUGCAUCUAUAAAGACAUUUGUAUGUCUACUGGAACAACAGACUGAUGACCAUUUGCGCAGCAGCCCACAAGUCCGAUAUAACCUUACAAAGGAAGAAAGUGAUGCACUCCAACACUUAGCCGAACAGACAAAUUUGAUCUUUCGACCAGCGGACAAAGGGGGUGCAUUGGUCAUACAAAAUUUGCAGGACUAUAAAAUGUACCAGCUCAUAUGCCCCUGUGGGCUGUCAUACAUUGGGAAGACUGAAUGGAUGUUCAAGGAACGUAUGGCAGCCCACAGAUCGGCUAUUAAGCAUGCAAUCACUAAAGGAUCAAGUGAACAGCCUGUUGCAAGGCAUUUUGCAGAUAAACGCCAUCCACUCACCACCCUUAAAUAUCGUAUGAUAGACCAUUGGGAGACUGAGAAAUACAAGUUGAACAGUCAGUUAAAAUUGCACAAACACUUUAGUGGUCGCAAGACACUAUCCGAGAUUCAGAAAUUUGAUAAAAUACCUAGGAAUUUAUUAAAAUUUCAAAAACACUCUGGGUUUGAUCCAGUGUCUAAUAAUGCUGCCAUAAAAACACAUGGAUGCAUGCUAGAUAAUACUGUACACAGUGAUGUGGUAGCUGGUAUGUUGAAUAAUAAAAAUAAAUGUAUAAUUAAUCUGAGCAGGGAUGAAUUUAAUGCACCAAGAGAUUUGUCUACAUACACCAAUAUCACAAUAUGCCCCACUGAUAAAGGUGGGGCUAUUGUGAUACAGGACUUGCAUGAUUACAAAGCUGAACUAGAAAGGCAAUUAAAUGAUACCAGUGAUUACCGACUGCUUGAGUGUGAUCCUACUUUAAAUUUUAGUAGAUUAUUGAACAAUAAGUUACAGCUGGCAGUGAAUUCUGGUGUCAUUUCAAAUGAUUUGAAGAGUGCUUUAAUUAUUGAACAUCAGUCAUUUAUUCACUGCCCAAGAUACAUAAAACCUUGA